Fraxinus pennsylvanica is the source of this 348-nucleotide messenger RNA. The record is from the annotation of a GenBank genome assembly. NCBI's taxonomy places the organism in Eukaryota, Viridiplantae, Streptophyta, Magnoliopsida, Lamiales, Oleaceae.
AUGAUCAAGACACUCAGCCACCACCACCGUACCGCCACAUUCCGAUGGCAAAGUCGUCGCAAAAUAUCUUUUCGAAGGCAGAGGCUUCCCAUGAUCCGCCUUGGUGGGAAGAGGCCCCGUGGUGGAUUCUUGUUGAUGAGAGUUUUUCGACGAGUGAAGAUGCGGUGGUCGAAGUUAAAGCACUUGAGAAUGCUUAAGAAGCUCAAAAAAUAUUAUCUUAAUUUAAUGAAAGACAUUGCUAUUGGGAGUGGUACAAUCAAGUCAUUCCAACAGAAGUUGCAUUUGGAGACAUCUUUUGCCAUCCCUGUCGUGGGACUUUCUUUCAAUUCAUAUCCAAACAAUUUUUGA